This is a messenger RNA of Tarenaya hassleriana, 1749 nucleotides long. Its product is annotated as zinc finger protein CONSTANS-LIKE 7. Gene Ontology annotation, cellular component: nucleus. Gene Ontology annotation, molecular function: zinc ion binding; protein binding. The record is from RefSeq and is a predicted model, not a curated record. Bases 155 to 1507 code for a protein of 450 amino acids. The transcript is spliced from 2 exons. NCBI's taxonomy places the organism in Eukaryota, Viridiplantae, Streptophyta, Magnoliopsida, Brassicales, Cleomaceae. Gene Ontology annotation, biological process: regulation of DNA-templated transcription.
ACAUAACUGAAUAAUAAAAAAAAUGUGCUCGGGACACAAAUAAAUAUAAAUCAACACGAGACGCCACACACGCAGAGCUCGAGUGUUCUUUGCAAAACCACAGGAACAAUCUUUGCUCGUCCCUCUAAGAUUCUGCGUCUGCGUGUGUGUAAGGAUGGUCAUGGAGACUCAAGCGGCGAACGUGAUGGGAGGCAAGACGGCACGUGCUUGCGACGCGUGCAUGCGUCGGCGUGCACAUUGGUUUUGUGCAGCCGAUGACGCGUUCCUGUGCCAAACCUGCGACUCGUCCAUCCACUCGGCGAACCAAUUGGCGAUAAGGCACGAGCGUGUACGGCUCCGGACGUGUUCCAUGUCACCUUCGUCCUCCUUCUCGUCUUCCGUACAUUCUCAGAUCGAGAAAUCGACCGGAGUGAACGCCGGAACACUGGUGUGGUACGAAGGUUUCACGAGGAAAACAAGGACGCCGAGGAGAUUGCUUAGGAGGUCACUUCAAAAGAAGAAGGUCGUUAAUGCUAUUGCGAACGAUGAUUUGGAUUUCGAUUUGGAUUUGAAUUCCACUUCCAAUUCGAACGAGCCUGUUGUCCCUGAGCUCGGAAGUGAAGAAGAGUUGUUUUUAUUUCCUUCGAUGGUCGAAAACGAAGAGAAUUUGAAUUGUCAGGUUCCGGUGUUCGAUUUCUCCGACAUGGAGAUGGAAGCUAACGACAUCAACAAAGAUGAAAACAGCUUUGGUUUUGCCCCGGAUUCAGACAAGAUUGGUGGAGGAUGUCACGAGGAGGAACAAAUGGAGAAUGGGUUAAAUGGCUUCUUGCCCUUCGAUAUGGAUCUUGCCGAGCUCACCAUGGACGUUGAGAGCUUACUCGGAGAGGAAUCUUGCAUGGGAAUCAAGGAACCAGGGGCUCUUGAAUUCAAAGAAGAUGAAGAGAAAAUCGGUUUGACAUUGAGGACCGUUAAAGACGAGGAAGAAGAGGAGGGAUUAGGAGAAACUUGUCGAUGGAAUUUGGACAACGGGUCCUCAGUUUCAGGUGGAAAAAGAGAAGAAGUAGAAGACGUGAAUGGUAAGAAAGGAUUAAGAAGCGAGGAUAACUAUGAAGAAGAAGGAGAAGAAGAAGAAAGAUGUGCGGAUGAGAAGGCAAAGAAGCAGAGCUUGUUUUUGCGGUUAGAUUACGAAGCUGUGAUGAUUGCUUGGGACAGCGAAUGCUCGCCAUGGACCACCGGUCGCUGCCCGGAUUUCCGUCCCAGCAACUUUUGGCUGGACUGCCUGUUGCAGGGCUUCGUAAUCGACGGGUCCGAAGAGGCGACGCCAGCCGUUGGAUCAAUGCCACGUCGGCAAGGGAGAGGAGGAUCCGACGGCGAGAGAGAAGCGAGGGUGUUGAGGUACAGAGAGAAGAGGAGAAGGAGGUUGUUCGCGAAGAAGAUAAGGUACGAGGUCAGGAAACUCAAUGCCGAGAAAAGGCCUCGUAUCAAAGGCCGGUUCGUCAGGAGGACCUCGUCUUACUGCGUCAUAUAGCUAGUUUGGUUUGGUUGAGUUUACGAUAAGUGUAUUUUGUAGGAAGUGUUCUUGAAUGUCUAUUUUUUUUUUAAUUUUUAAAAUCACUAUUUUUCAUAUUAAGGUUUAGAAACCUUUAACGUACUUCUGUCGUCAACAACAUCAUCGUUGUCAUCAGAAAUGUUUGCGUCGGACCUCCUUUGUCAUAUUCGUCAUCUGUAUCCAAAAUUUUUCGGAUAUGUGAUUCGUCUUCGUUCCUCCGA